AUGUCUUCCUUGCCAUCUCAACAUCGCGCCCUAGUGCUCGAAUCAGUAGGCUCAGACUUCAUCAUCAAAUCUUUGCCAACAACUCUCCCAACGCCUGGCAGCGCCGUCGUUCAAAUUCACUGUACCGGUGUUCUCUCGUACCAUCGUGAAAUAUACAAUGGCUCACGCCCAUAUCCAUUUCCUCUUCCUAUCGUCGGAGGCUUCAGCGCUAUUGCUCGCAUCGUCGCACUUGGGCCUGAUGCAGUUUCUCUCAAUGAAGGUCAAUUAGUUUAUGUCGAUUGUGUUGUGCGUGGACGUGAUGAUCGCAGUACUCUUUUUUUGAGUGCUAUCCACAACGGAUUUAGUGAGGGCAGUAGGAGUUUGAUGAGAGAUGUUUGGAGAGAUGGUACAUUCGCAGAAUUCGCGAGGGUACCUUUGGAAAAUUGCAUUGCACUUAACGAACCGAGACUCUGUGGAGAACUGGGAUACUCGUUGCAGGACUUGAUUUAUCUUUGUUACCUUCUUGUUCCAUAUGGCGGAUUGAGAGAUAUCAAAUUGGAACCAGGUGAGACGAUUGUGAUGUGUCCGGCAACAGGUGGAUUUGGUGGUGUGCAAGUUGCGGUCGCGAUGGGAGCUAGGGUUAUUGCUAUGGGACGGAAUGAAGAGGAAUUGAAGAGGUUGAAGCAACAUAUCAAAAGAGGGACUCCAAGUGCAACUAUUGAAACUGUCAAAAUGACAGGUGAUGUGGAGAUGGAUGCGGCGGCUCUACAGAAAUUUGGUACAAUCGAUGCUGCAUUAGAUAUCUCUCCACCUGCAGCAGCUCAAUCAACACAUUUGAAAAGCGUAAUUAAUUCGCUUCGAAAAGGCGGAAGAGCUAGUCUCAUGGGUUCUGGAGGGUACCACAUUAACGACUGGAAAAUCAUGGGGGAUAACAUCACGUUGAAAGGGAAACUGAUGUAUGAAAGAGAUGAUAUUGUACAGUUAGUGAAAAUGUUGGAGAACGGGUUACUUCCCAGAGGAAAGGAUUUCGUAGAUGUGAAACCAUUUAGCUUGGAGGAGUGGAAAGAAGCUUUUGAUACGGCUGCAGAGUUUACCGGUGUUGGCAGACUUGUUGUGAUGAAACCAUAA
Messenger RNA from Botrytis byssoidea, 1107 nucleotides. RefSeq lists its product as uncharacterized. The record is from RefSeq and is a predicted model, not a curated record. The transcript has a single exon. Gene Ontology annotation, cellular component: mitochondrion. NCBI's taxonomy places the organism in Eukaryota, Fungi, Ascomycota, Leotiomycetes, Helotiales, Sclerotiniaceae. Gene Ontology annotation, molecular function: oxidoreductase activity. Bases 1 to 1107 code for a protein of 368 amino acids.